Rhopalosiphum maidis (corn leaf aphid) is the source of this 1828-nucleotide messenger RNA. Its product is annotated as protein odr-4 homolog. Lineage: Eukaryota; Metazoa; Arthropoda; Insecta; Hemiptera; Aphididae. Bases 431 to 1774 code for a protein of 447 amino acids. Gene Ontology annotation, biological process: intracellular protein localization. Gene Ontology annotation, cellular component: endomembrane system. The record is from RefSeq and is a predicted model, not a curated record. The transcript is spliced from 10 exons.
AAUUAUUAUUGAUAUAAGAUAUUAUAUUUAUGCAUAAUUCGAACUCUUAUCAAUUUUUUUUAUUUACGUGUUCUGUUAUUGUACCACGGACCAGAAAAAUUUAAAAAUCUAAUCCACGAUCCACGGUUGAUUAUCUUGCCCAUGCUACUAUCACCUAUCAUACUUGGCACUUGCAUAUUUUAUUAUUGUUCACGUUUUACGUUAUAAUUUUACUUUCUCAAUUCCCUAUAGAAGUUAUUACUUAUUUAACAUUAGUAUUUACUACCAGCUGUCCAGACGUCCAGCGCUUUAGCUACACAACUAUCACCACGACACUACAUUAACACAAAAAAAUACUUAGUGAAAUGUGAAUAGAUAAUAAUAUAGACUAUAGUAAACAUUGGUUUAGAACUUUGAAGAAUUACAACCUAUUGUAUUUAUCAGUUGGAAAAUGACGACCAAAGUAUUUAUUGAAGAACAUUUAGAUACAUAUCUAAAAAGCUUAGUUAAAGGAAAGUUGUUUAUUCCAGGAGUAAUUAUUGGACAAGUCAUAGGUAACAACUAUCAUAUAGUGCAUUUAUCAGCAAUGACUGUAUGGAAUGAUGACAUACAAAAUAAUAAAAUUGAUGUUCUGGCCUUCAAAACUCUUUCUGAUCUUUUAGCCAAUAGUGAUACAAUAUUUCAAAAGUCAUUAGAAGUAGCGACUUUAUUACCUGGAGGUUCACAUGUACUUGGUUUAUUUUUUAUUGUUCCACAAGAUUUAAAAAGUAUCCAACCAAUAGAUAUUGAUUUUCAUGCAUUUCACAGUGAAUUAAAUGAAAAUGUAUUGUUUAAAAAACCCAAUGAAACAUGGAAUUACUUAAUAUUAAACUAUUCAACCAUCAACAAAAAAUCGUAUUGUUAUUCAGUUGAUUUUAACCGUGUAAGUGGUCCUGAAAAAACAACUUAUAAAGCAGUAGAUUCAGUUUGUGGAUCAUUUAAUAAUGAUUGGAUCACUCUUAUUGGAACAUUUAACUUUGGAACAUUAGAUAGACUAAAUGUAGGUGGUGGACCAAAAGCUUUAUUUUCUAUUCGUGACAGUUUAUUAGAUAAAUUUGAAUCUAUUUUAAAUGAAUCAGUCUGUACUUUUAACGGACAUGUAUGUGAUGAAAAUAAAACCCUUAAAGAUUUUGAAUGUGAUGAAAUUGAUAAUGUAUUGAAAAAUGUUGUGAAGAUUGAAUUUUACAGAAUGGUUGAUUUAGGUAAUGAAUGUAAAAAUGCUUCGCUUACUGUAAAAAGAGGAAAAGGAAAAAUUUCAAUGUCUGGUCUAUGCAGUAUAGUGGUACCAUUUAAUCGAAAUGGUACAAUCAAGGAUGCCUUAAAGGCUAUUCACGAAGAUGCUAUGCAGACAUUUGCAACUCGUUUAAAAAUGCAUUUGGAAUCAAUGGUCGAAGAGGAAUCUCUUGAAGAAGAAGAUGGAGAUGCAAAUAUAUUACACGAAACUCCGCGUCGAAUAUUAAUUUUAAAAACUGAAGGUUCUAGAUUUGCAUUUAGUGAUUAUGUAUUUCCUGGUGAAACUUCUCAGGAAGCAUUAUGUGUAGCUGGAGAAAUAUUGAAUCUGGCUGAAGACAAAAUGGAAUUAUAUGAUAUGUUGGAAAAAGGACGACAUUCAUAUUAUGAAACACUGCCAGACAUUGAUAGUAGUCCACCACAAGAUGCAAGUACUUCAUCGUCAAAUAAUAUGUUAAUUUAUUUCACUUGGGCAGCUUUAAUAUUGGCUAUCUUUGCAUAUGUUAUGAAACAGAUUUUCAUGUAAAUUAAAUUAAUGUGAAGCUAAUUUAACUGUAAAAAAUAACAUUCCUUAAUUUAU